CAAAGCGUCUUGCGUAUUUCUUGCACAUUUUUUAGACAGAGCCUGCUUUUCUCGUUAGCGGCGAAGCACCUGUUCGCCGUGUUGUUUUGACAUACUGUCAUCAUGCUGUGAUCAAAACAUGCUGCUGUUGUUAUUUCAUCUCCAUGCUGUAGAUUGGGUUUCACUGGAUUGGCCGAGGGACAUGCCAUUCAAUACACCCUUCCUGCCUGCAUGGUGUAAACGGCAUGGACAUCGCGCAUUCCAGUGGGUCUAAAUAUAUCUAUUAAGGCCAGCGGAGGGGGGAGGACUGGUGAAGAAGUUCUAUCCUGGGACAUUUCACUGUCGUGGUGAACUCGCACCACUUGAAUUAUCUUCCGGAGAUUGACAAUCGGUUAUUGUGCACACAGCAGAGGAGAACUUGGCCCUUUGCAAACAUGCCCUCGAGUUCUAACGUGAGAUCCAGGGCGCGGGAGAGAAACAGCGUCCUGAGCAGACCCGAGUUCAUAUCCCUCAACCAGCCCCUCCGCGGCGGCGGCGGCGCCGGCCCCUCUGAGAGCCGCGGCAGCUCCAGGCGGCCGGGCCAAAUCAAGAACCAAACGAGCCAGCAGAGCGAGGAAUCCGCCGACAGUGGCAGCAAGGACCGGAGAGAGUCCACCAAAAUGCCAGAGGAAGACUGCAUGCAGCUGAACCCUUCCUUCAAGGGGAUAGCCAUGAACUCCCUCCUCGCCAUUGACAUCUGCCUGUCCAAGCGCAUGGGUGUGUGCGCCUACACGUCGUCCCCGUGGGGAGGCUGCCGCUCCAUGGUCGCCCUGCUGGCGCUCACUGGGCACGGCAUCACGUGGAUCAUUGGCACCAUUGUGUGUCUCACGCGGAGUAACACUCUGGCGGGACAAGAGGUCCUUGUCAACCUGCUGCUCGCCCUCAUCCUUGAUGUCAUGACCGUGGCGGGGGUCCAGAGGCUGGUGAAGCGGAGGGGGCCCUGGGAGAUGACGCCGGGCUUCCUGGACUGCGUCGCCAUGGACGUGUACUCCUUCCCCGCGGCUCACGCCAGCCGGGCGGCCAUGGUCUCCAAGUUCCUGCUGUCCCACCUGGUCCUGGCCGUGCCGCUCCGCAUCCUGCUGGUGCUGUGGGCCUUCCUGGUGGGCGUGUCCCGCGUCCUCCUGGGCAAGCACCACCUGACGGAUAUGGUGUGCGGCUUCGCCCUGGGCAUGUUCCACUUCAGCCUGAUGGAAACGGUGUGGCUCUCGUCGAGCACCUGCCAGACUAUCAUUUCCAUCAGCACGUUCAGCUGGAGCCCCUCCUUCUGAGCUCUUCGCGCGGGGCUUAGCACGCAGGGCUCGCUUGACGCUCUAACCCGGCAAUAUCGAGGACCCGCGCAGGUCUCGCGAAGUUAGUUUUUAAAUACAGGCUGCGAACGGAAGGAACACUCAUUUUGCGGAUGCUAAUUUGCAUGUUAAUACCAAGCAGGUCAGGAGACCUUCAUAACUCCUCUGAAAAUCUAGCGUCACACGCCUUUACUGCUGCUUAGAUUCGAUGCAAUACUAACAACAAAGAGCAGAAAUAGGAAAACUGACAAACAAUUUGACGAAGGUUAAGAUUUCUUUUUAAUUUCUCCUUGUAUUCUGGACCGCUAGCUCCAUCCCACUUCCACGUUUUUUCUCCCCUCUCUCUUUCCUGCCUUUCUUUUAGUUUGGGAUAGUAGAACAGUGAAAGCAACACUGAACAGUUUGGUGGUAGGGCCGUAGUACUCGAUGUAACGUUAGCUUAUGUAAAGAUAUCGCUGUGUGGUUACUCCACAUCGUUCCCAGUUGGCAUGACUGAUUAUAUUUGUGUAUUUCUGAUGGAAUUGUGUUCCUUUUUACUUAUUUGUUACUUGCGAAUCGGCUCAAUUUAUUGCAGACGAAAUGCCACGCAAUUUAGUAUUUUUCUUUCCUUCAGUGUGGCAUUUGUAAUCUAAUGAAUCUUUUUUUUUCUAAUUUAACCAUAUGGUUAUUAUUUCACUGCAGAUAUUUCUCUUCAGCCUUUUUCUGUCAUUAGACUCUGCACAUUAGCCUAACAGAUAGUUUAUGUCUGUGCCAUAUGUCUAUGCCCCACUAAACAACUGAAGCGUAUGUAGGUGUGUGCGUGUGUGCACGUCAGCACCCUCAGCAAAACAGUGUACCUGCCUGAAAUUUAUUUUCAUUUUUUUCAUUUGUUGGUUCGUUUUUUAUCGACUUUUGAAUGAAAUCCGCUGGAUUUUUGUGGCGAGUGUAUCUCCGGUGCUCUGGUUUGACACGGCUGAGUGCAGUUUAGGUGUAGAGUAGUUGGCUUUGUUCUGUACAGGGAUCUGUAUGUGAUGUUUUUACUUUGCUGCUCCGUCUCUGUAAUAAACGAGGUGGGCUGUCGGAAUAAUA
Molecule: messenger RNA, 2372 nt
Organism: Mugil cephalus (flathead mullet)
Lineage: Eukaryota; Metazoa; Chordata; Actinopteri; Mugiliformes; Mugilidae
Product: inactive phospholipid phosphatase 7
Exons: 2
Coding region: 414-1286 (290 amino acids)
Cellular component (GO): nuclear envelope
Molecular function (GO): sphingosine-1-phosphate phosphatase activity
Source: RefSeq, a predicted model, not a curated record